Pyricularia grisea is the source of this 222-nucleotide messenger RNA. RefSeq lists its product as uncharacterized. The coding region runs from base 1 to 222 and encodes 73 amino acids. The transcript has 2 exons. The record is from RefSeq and is a predicted model, not a curated record. NCBI's taxonomy places the organism in Eukaryota, Fungi, Ascomycota, Sordariomycetes, Magnaporthales, Pyriculariaceae.
AUGGUAGUAAAAACAAAAUCAAAUGAUUGCUGGCAACAACAGCAUUUCGACCUUGGUUGCGUUAUUCUCCCGAGCUCCAGCCAGUCCUGUACUGUCCCUAUACCUAAAACUCAGCUCUGGGAUGACCCCCACUUCCCGUCUGAGCUGGAACCCACCACCCCACCCAUCUACGCAUUUUACCACGAGGCAGUGGAGGCUCACAUGGGGUUUAAGUACCUGUAA